CCCAUUCACUCCCAGUGGGACCCACCCCUUCCCAUUCAGUCCCAGUGGGACCCACCCCUUCCCAUUCAGUCCCACCAUCCUCACUCCCAGUGAGACUACAUUGAAUCUGAUUGGUUCUUGAUAUCCACGUUGGUUUCUGAUUGGUUCUCAGGCCUGUUAGGGCCUGUUGGUGAUUGGUUGUUGUCUGGGAAUGGCUCUCUCCAGCCUCUUUCUUCCAGCUACCACUCCAUUACACUUUGGAAAUUCCUGGGGCUGAUCACAGACUUCUUCGGAGGGAAGGCGAGCAUGUUGGAGCGUCUGGCCGGGGAGCAGGUUUCUCCCAGUCCCUUCCCCUGCUGUUGCUGUUGCUGUUGUCCCUUCAUUUCUGUCACCAGGGUGAGCCUGCGCUGGAUGACGGUCGCGGUGUUCCAGCUGUCCGUGGUCAGGACCGCACUGUUCUUCGUGCUGCUGGUCCUGUGGACGGACGAGAAGUACGAUUACGGGGAGGUGGGCUUCCGCAGCCCCAACAUCUACAUGCACAUAAUCAUCGGUGCCUCCACGUUCCUCUCCUUCUACGGCUACCUCCUCUUCUACAAGGCCACCAAGAGUUCACUCCCUGGCUACGGACUCCAGGGCAAGUUCAUCUGCGUCACCAUGGUCCUGGUUUUGUUUGGGGUCCAGAGCGGCAUCCUGGAGACCAUGGGUGCAUUGGGCGCCAUCCCUUGCUCGUCUCCCUUCUCCGUCGACAUGCGAUCGCAGAUCAUCUUCAACUACGCAGUGAUCGUGGAGAUGUUCUUCAUCAGUCUGCUGGCUCGUUUCUGCUUCCGCAAGGUGGAGCCAGGCAGCCACCCCGCCCCCGGCCCGGCCCGCGAGCACAAGUCCGCCCAGACGGACGACGGGCACUCUGCCGGCACCCCCGAGCCCGACCGGUUCCCGGACGAGGUGCUGUGCCAGAUCGAGCACGCGCCACUGGACCGCUUCGACUUCGGAGAAGUGGUGAGGUCGCUGGGGGGCCGAGACCUCGAUCCCGAGGGGGGGCCGGCGCCUGCUCAGAAGGGGACUGCCCCGCAAGACCCAGUGCCCCCUGGGCCGAGCGUCAUCCAGGUCAAAGUGCAGGUCAACUCGUGUGAGGCCAAGCAGGACGUGACUCUGGUCUGAACUAACAGUCCUUAGAAACCGGACUGUCCCAGGAGCGUUGCAUUUGCUCAUGGACACAGUGCAGAAUAGCCCCUCCUCUAAUCGGGGGACAAUUUACAAUGAUCAAUUAACCUACUAACCAGGAGGUCUUUGGACUGUCACCUGGAGAAAGCCCAUGUAUCCCUCAGCGAGGACAUAGAGAGGGUGCCGGGAUCAAACUCCAAACUCGACACUCUGAGCUGUCGUGCUAACUGCUACGUGACUGUGGCACCCAAGGGUGCGGCUCGGUGAGCUGGGUGGGACUACUCUGCGCUGUAUCCAUUACUGCUACAAAGGCAAACUGAAAGGUCUUGAGGUGGACAAGUCACCUGGGCCAGAUGGACCUCAUCCCAGAGUCCCGAGAGAGGUCGCUGAAGAGAUAACGGUCAUGAUCUUUCAAGAAUCACACUCCGGCAAGGACUGGAAGAUUGCAAAUGUUACUUCACUGAAGGGAAAAGAAAGGAAAUUAUAGGCCGGUUAGGCUGACUUCAGUGGUUGGGAAAGUGUUGGAGUCUAUUAUUAAGGAGGUAUCGGGGUACUUGGAGACUAACGAUAAAAUAAGUCAGUCAGCAUGGUUUCUGUGAGGGAAAUCUUGCCUGACAAAUCUGUUGGAGUUCUUUGAGGAAGUAACAGGCAGGGUGGACAAAGGAGAGGCAGUGGUUGUCGUUUGUUUGUCUUCUCAGAAAGGGUUUGAUAAGGUGCCACACGUGAGGCUGCUUAAUAAGUUAAAAUCCUGUGGUGUUACAGGAAAUGGCUGACAGGCAGGAGGCAGCGAGUGGGCAUAAAGGAGACCUUUGCUGCCAGUGAUUAGUGGUGUUGCUCAGGGGUCAGUAUCGGGACCGCUGCUUCUCACAUUGUUUGUCAGUGAUGUGGAUAAUGGAAUUGGUGGCUUUGUGGCAGAGUUUGAAGAUAGGUGGAGGGGAUGCACUGCGCUUGUAGCAGGACUUCAACAAAUUGGAAGGAUGAACAAAAAAUGUGUCAGGUGGAAUGUGGUGUUGGGAAAUGUAUGAGAAUGCAUUCUGGUAAAAAGAACAAUAGUGCAGACUAUUCUCUAAAUGGGAAGAAAAAUCAAACAUCAGAGGUGCAGAGGGACUCGUGCAAGACUCCCAGAAGGUUAAUUUACAGGUUGAGUCUGUGGUAAAGAAGGCAAAUGCAAUGUUAGCACUUAUUUCAAGGAGAGUAAAGCAAAAAGAACAGGGAGAGAGUGAUGAAGCUUCAUAAAACACCAAUCGGGCCACAUGGAAUAUUGUCGACAGUUUUGGGACCCGUGUCUCAGAAAGAUGUGUUGUCAUUGAAGGGGCCAGAGGGGGUUCGCGAGGGGUUAAUAUACGGGGAGUCUUUGGGCCUGGAAUUUAGAAGAAUACGUGGGGAUCUCAUUGAAACCUACCGAAUGUUGAAAGGACUAGAUAGAGUGGAUGUGGAGAGGAUGUUUCCUAUGAUGGGGGUAUCCAGAUCUACAGGGCACAGCCUCAAAAUUGAAGGGCCACCCUUGGGGAGGAAUCUUUUUAGCCAGGGGGUGGUGAAUCUGUUGAAUACUCUAACACAGGCCAUCGGUGAGUAUAUUUAAGGCAGAAGUUAGUAAUUUCCUGAUCGGUCAGGGCAUCAAAGGACAUGGCGAGAAGGCAGGUGUAUGGGGUUGAGUGUGAUCUGGGAUCAGCCAUGAUGGAAUGGCAGAGCAGACUCGAUGGGCUGAAUGGCCUACUUUUGCUCUUGUGUCGUAUGGUCUAAAGGACUGGGGGCUGUGUCGACUCCUGCACAUUCACAAAAGCCAGUCCUGUCUUCCCCAGGAGCUACAAGGAAACCGGACAGAAUUCCACAAGGUAUUACAAAUAGCGGGGAGAGCACUGCAGGAACUGGAGAUCUUUAGGGGCACACCAUCGGACGAUUUAAACACUGGGCCGGGUGGAUUGAAAAGGCAGGGUGUUGGGACAAGAGGUGAGGGUCAGUUCUGCUCCCUGCUCUGUUACAUCGGCUCGGGUCUGCACUGAACUGAGGGAGAAGCUGUGGCCUGCUGUGUCAGUCCUGGGCUUCAUAUCAGAGGACCCACCUCCGUUCUCAAUGCUAUUCGCUUACUUUUAUUGUUUGCACGAUUUGUUCUUUUUUUCUCUCUCCGCACAUUGGGUGUUCGACGGACUUUUUUUAGCAGGUUCUUUUAGGGCUCUUUGUUUUGUGGCUGACAAAUCUCGCGGCUGUGUGAAGUAUACACACUUUGAUAAUAAACCUACUUUGACUUUUGAACUUGGAGAGAAUACUAAAGGAACUCAGCAGAUCAGGCAGCGUCUGU
Hypanus sabinus (Atlantic stingray) is the source of this 3439-nucleotide messenger RNA. RefSeq names its product organic solute transporter subunit alpha. Bases 286 to 1137 code for a protein of 283 amino acids. Gene Ontology annotation, biological process: transport. Gene Ontology annotation, molecular function: transporter activity. Lineage: Eukaryota; Metazoa; Chordata; Chondrichthyes; Myliobatiformes; Dasyatidae. The record is from RefSeq and is a predicted model, not a curated record. The transcript has 4 exons.